Sebastes umbrosus (honeycomb rockfish) is the source of this 3625-nucleotide messenger RNA. RefSeq names its product protein phosphatase, Mg2+/Mn2+ dependent, 1G (gene ppm1g). Gene Ontology annotation, biological process: protein dephosphorylation. Lineage: Eukaryota; Metazoa; Chordata; Actinopteri; Perciformes; Sebastidae. Gene Ontology annotation, molecular function: cation binding; protein serine/threonine phosphatase activity. Bases 193 to 1887 code for a protein of 564 amino acids. The transcript is spliced from 14 exons. Gene Ontology annotation, cellular component: nucleoplasm. The record is from RefSeq and is a predicted model, not a curated record.
GACAUGCGCUCUCGCUCACUUCCUCCUCAGCUCGUCUCCUCGCUCUGUCUCCUCGCUCUGGUCUCUGUUGAUAGCGGCUCUUUCCUUCUACACGUGUAACAUCUUCUAUGUGAAGCUCUCUCUCGCUGGGACCCGUUUACAAAGCUCGUCCUGCUCCGUCAGACAGGUGUAAAGCCAUAGUAACCGACCACCAUGGGGGCUUAUCUGUCGCAACCCAACACGGCCAAGACCUCUUCCGAUGGCGGCAACAGCAACAUGAGCUACGGCUUCUCUGCCAUGCAGGGCUGGCGCGUCUCCAUGGAGGAUGCUCACAAUUGUAUCCCAGAGUUUGAUGACGAGACAGCCAUGUUUUCUGUGUAUGACGGACAUGGAGGUGAAGAGGUGGCUCUGUACUGUUCAAAGUACCUUCCUGACAUCAUCAAGGAGCAGAAGACCUACAAAGACGGCAAACUGCAAAAGGCUCUGGAGGAUGCCUUCUUGGCAAUUGACAGCAGAAUGACCACAGAGGAGGUGAUUAAGGAGCUGGUCCUGAUUGCUGGACGGCCCACCGAGGAGCCACCUGUUGCAAAGGUGGCAGAGGAGGACGAUUUGGACACAGAGGAGGCAGCUUUACUCCACGAGGAAGCCACAAUGACCAUAGAGGAGCUGCUGGUACGCUACGGCCAGAACCUCAAUGCUGUCAAGCACGCAGCCGCCAUCAGUGCGGCUGCUAAGAAGGCAGCCUGCUCGAAACCUGAGGCCUCAGAAGAAAAAGGGGAAGGUGGGAAAGGACUGAAGGAGGGCGUAAAUGGAGAGUUGGAGGAGAGCAAUGGGAAGGCAAAGAAAGGAGAAGGAGCGGCAUCUGGGUCUAAACUGCGAGCCUGUCGGCGAACAGCAGGUGAAGGCAGUGGUGCAGCAGCUGACUGUGGAGAGUCAGGAAGCUCCAAUGGAGAAGAAAAGGCUGGUAAGGCAGAGGGAGACGCAGGUCCGUCCUGCUCCUCUCUGUCCUCCAAGACUGCAGGAGAUUCCAAGUCCAGGUUUUUUGACGACAGUGAGGAAUCUGAGGAGGGAGAGGAGGAGGAGGGCAGUGAUGAAGAGGAUGGUAGCGAAGAGGAAGAGGGUGAUAGCAGUGAGAUGGAAGAAGAGGAGGAUACAGAGGAAGGAGAGGAAGACUCUGAGGAUGAAGAAGAAGAAGAGGAGGAAAUGUGCCUUCCUGGAAUGGACGGCAAGGAGGAGCCUGGCUCAGACAGCGGCACCACAGCUGUUGUGGCUCUGAUUCGAGGAAAACAGCUGAUCGUGGCCAAUGCUGGAGACUCUCGCUGCGUGGUGUCUGAGCGUGGCAAAGCUGUCGACAUGUCGUAUGACCACAAGCCAGAGGACGAGGUGGAACUGGCUCGCAUUAAAAACGCUGGAGGGAAAGUGACCAUGGAUGGACGGGUCAAUGGUGGAUUGAACCUCUCCAGAGCUAUCGGUGACCACUUUUAUAAGAGGAACAAGGCUCUGCCUCCAGAGGAGCAGAUGAUCUCUUCGAUGCCAGACGUCAAAGUUCUGACUCUUAACGGGGACCACGACUUCAUGGUCAUUGCCUGCGACGGCAUCUGGAAUGUGUUGAGCAGUCAGGAGGUGGUGGACUUCAUCAGUGAGAGGAUCAAACCAGACCAGAGUGGCAAAGUCAAAGCCCUCUCAUCCAUAGUGGAAGAGCUGUUGGACCACUGUUUGGCCCCCGACACAUCUGGAGACGGGACAGGCUGCGACAACAUGACCUGCAUCAUCAUCACCCUCCGGGCACACCCGUCCCCUGCUCAGUCAGACGACAAGAAGAAGAGGAAGCACGGGGAGGAGGAGAAGGCAGGAGCAGCCGAGCCGGAGAAGAACGGAAACGACAGCAAAAAAGCUAAAAGCGACUAAAGGCAAAGAGAAACUGUCCACGAGGGAGCAGAAGGUCCCAGGCUACCGCAGUUACACCAGAGACACAUUCUGUUCAAAAUGUAAUCCUUACCUUCACAAACAUCAAUUCACCCUGAAACAGAAAUUACAAUUGCUAUACGUAUGCUCAAAGAUCGGCUGAACUUAAGACAUCAGUAUAGUUUUUGUCCUUUGUUUUAGGCCGAUUCUCACUUUAACACCCCUCCAGUUGUUUCUUUUAUUUGGUCUCGCUGGAAAGAAGCUGGACACACGUUUACUUCUUCAAUUCAGAAGAGUCAGACUCGCAGGCAUGGUGAUAGCACGUCAUUUUCCAAGUAUUUCUAACUAGAAGGAAGAUGCCAGACAUGCACUGCAAUCGGUUAUUGUUAAGAUCGUUUCCCACUUGGCAGUUUGACAGUUUUGUUUAAGUGGAAGUUUGAGGAUAGCCCUCGUUAUGACCUGUGUCGUUCACAUUUUACAGUGUGACACAUGCAUUUUCAUUGCAGUUUUGCAAUAUAAAUGUGCAAGUUACUUUUCCAAUAUGAAACAGCACAAUGCUCUUGUGUUGUGCCCAAAUUACAUGGCAUUCAUUGUUUCUCAAAGUGCCAUAAAAACCAUGAAUUCCUUUUUAUAGGCACCAAAUUAACUGUACCCAGAGAAGGGACCUGAAAUGGCUGUUAGAUUUGCAUUGUGUAAAGGUAACAGUAGGAGCGAGUGAUUGAAUGAGAGGAUAUUAUUGUCUUUUGCAGCCUAAAUUGAAGCUUCAAGAUGCAGCAAGAGUGUGCGUUCACUAGGCCAGCGUGGCACUGAAUGUGUUGCUUCCCUGUUUCAGGGAGCAAGAGGGACUGAAGGAUUUAGGGUACUAGUCCAGUUGCUCUUGUUUGCCAUUUUAUAUAACCCCCCCUUUAGCACCCAUUCACAAGUGAGAAUUAUUUUUCAGUCUUGCUGGUCACAGAACAGCCCAAUCACCAACAAUACAGCACCGUCAUUUUGCCUUUUUUCCAUUCCUGCUUUGCGUCUUGUCUUGAUCAAAAUCUGUAAAUUUCCAGACGAAGAAAAGAUGCUAGGGUGUUGUGAGCUAGUGUACUUUUCAUCUGUAAGAUCUGAUAGCAGGGAAACAGGCAGAGAUGUUCGUUGCCUUUUACGUCUCUGUGUCCAUCCAGAGACAGACCGGCCCUCCACACACAGCUCGUCUCCAGGACUCUACCUUCCUCAACCCCAUUUACUCUGCCUGUCUGUCCCGUUUCUAUUAUAACACAUUUUUAAGACCAUCUCUAGGACAUGUGUUUUAAGUAAAAAGUAUUUCCACUCAAAUGUUUAUUAUUACGUAUAAUUUCGUUCUUGAUGAAUCAGUUAUUUUUUUUUUUUAUCAAAACAUUUUUGUGAGCACACUCUGAAAACGCCCUGACGCUGGUCUGUGGAGAGGAUGCACAAAGUUACUUUUUGAGUGGAAAUACAAUUUGAAGUUAAGAGCACCGAGACAGUAAAGCUGUUCAGAAUAUUUGUUUUGUCUUUAUUUGCAGAAGCCUCAUUUAAACCACAUUGUGUGACUGUAAGUUUGUUUCUAGUGUACUAUCUUGUCACCAUGCCCUUUUUUCUGUAUAUAGUUUUUCAAUACUUGUAAUUGAAGAAAAAGAAAAUUUCUUUUUCUUUGUAAUUGUGAGUCAAUGUGACAUUUUUGGUGCUUACUCUUUUGACACCAGUAUGUAAGUACAUACAAAUACAUUUUUUUAAAUAAUGA